Molecule: messenger RNA, 1774 nt
Organism: Phasianus colchicus (ring-necked pheasant)
Lineage: Eukaryota; Metazoa; Chordata; Aves; Galliformes; Phasianidae
Source: RefSeq, a predicted model, not a curated record
GCGCGGCGCGGGGCGGGGGCCGCGAUGCCGCAGCUGGAGCCGGCGGCGGGGGACGACCUGGGGGCUCCGGACGAGCUGAUCGCCUUCCAGGACGAGGGCGAGGAGCAGGACAAGGGCGCGGGGCGCGGCUCGGCCCACGGGGACCUGGACGAGCUCAAGUCCUCGCUGGUCAGCGAGACCGAGGGCCGCGCCGCCGCCCCGGGCGGCCCCGACGCCGAGGCGGAGCGGCCCCCGCAGUCCCGGGAAAGUUUCCAGAAGCCGCGGGACGCGCUCGCUGAAGUGGUCAGACGACAGCAGGAUGGGGGGUUUUUUAAAGGCCCCCCCUACCCCGGCUACCCCUUCCUGAUGCUCCCUGAGCUGGGCACCCCGUACCUCUCCAAUGGAGCUCUGUCCCCUGGCGGCGCCCGCACCUACCUGCAGAUGAAGUGGCCACUGUUGGAUGUGCCGGCAGGGGCCACGCUGAAGGACAGCCGCUCGCCAUCACCUGCACACCUGUCCAACAAGGUCCCAGUGGUGCAGCACGCGCCCCACAUGCACCCACUGACACCGCUCAUCACCUACAGCAAUGACCACUUCUCACCCGGCUCGCCGCCCGCGCACCUCUCACCUGACAUCGACCCCAAAACGGGGAUCCCACGCCCGCCGCACCCUCCCGAGCUGCCCCCCUACUACCCGCUGUCUCCAGGAGCCGUGGGUCAGAUCCCGCACCCGCUGGGCUGGCUCGUGCCACAGCAAGCACAGCCCAUGUACUCCAUCCCCCCCGGCGGCUUUCGGCACCCCUACCCUGCCCUCGCCAUGAACGCCUCCAUGUCCAGCCUGAUGUCCAGCCGCUUCUCCCCACACAUGGUCCCACCGCCCACCCAUGGGCUGCACCCCUCAGGCAUCCCACACCCCACCAUCGUCUCACCCAUCGUGAAGCAGGAGCCAGCCCAGCCCAGUGCCAGCCCCGGCAGCAGCUCGAAAUCCCCUGUCACAGUGAAGAAGGAGGAGGAGAAGAAGCCCCACAUCAAGAAGCCGCUCAAUGCCUUCAUGUUGUACAUGAAGGAGAUGAGGGCCAAGGUGGUGGCUGAGUGCACACUGAAGGAGAGCGCGGCCAUCAACCAGAUCCUGGGCCGGCGGUGGCACUCGCUGUCGCGGGAGGAGCAAGCCAAGUACUACGAGCUGGCACGGAAGGAGCGGCAGCUGCACUCGCAGCUCUACCCCACGUGGUCAGCCCGCGACAACUACGGCAAGAAAAAGAAGAGGAAGCGAGAGAAGCUGGCCCAGCAGCAGAGCCACGAGGCAGACAGCGCGCUGCCCUCCAGGAGCAAGAAGCCGUGCGCCCCGCACCACCUGCCUCCCGACAAACCCUGCGACAGCCCGGCCUCGUCCCACGGCAGCAUGCUGGAUUCGCCUGCCACGCCAUCGGCCGCCCUGGCCUCCCCGGCUGCGCCCGCCGCCACGCACUCGGAGCAGGCGCAGCCGCUGUCGCUCACCACCAAGCCAGAGGCCAGGGCUCAGCUCGCCUUCCUCUCCAGCAAAUCCUCCUCCUCCUCCUCCCUGGGCUCCCCCCCGUCGCUGCUCCCCAGGCCCAUCGCCUUCCCCUCGCUGCUGCUCUCCUCCCCGCCCGCCCCGCAGCAGACGCAGCCGCUCGCGCUGGUCACCAAACCGGCCGACUGAGGGAGGGGUGAACAGGAGCCCCCCGCCCGCUGAGCACCGCCACAAUCACGACUCCCAACGCAGCCAAACCAUUAUUGGUCAAUAUUUGACCUUUUCUGAACUGUUUUUUUUUUUU